UCUCUUUGAGGGCGGGGCGUCAUUUUUGACAUGUGACGUCACUGGCCUGUAACAGAACGGAUUAAGGGAAGUAAGCAAGAUCAGACGGGGACAUUUAUUGCUUAAAUUUUUAGACGGGCUUGUAGCGUGUUUGGCUGGUUAUUCCUGCUACAACUGGAGAUGUCUGAGGGCGAGGUGACCUCCACUUUUAACGCCGCCACGGCCUUUGGUGACGACAUAGCAGACGACUCGUACUCUGUGUCAGAACUGUCGCACUACAACGUCGAGAGCAAGAGGAACAAAUCCGAGAGGAACAAGGCUGAGACUUUCAUUGGCACCAAGUUAACUAAUCUAGACAGACAGGAAUCUGUUAAAGCUGAACAAGCAGACAAUGGGGACACCAACAACGAACAUCUGCCGUCUGCUAACUCAACGGAACAGGCAGACGACGGCAGCAGCAGCGGCGAGAACGACGAUUCUGACGUCAGCGUCACGACGUUCGCCAUGUUCGCCCAGACCAAGUUCUCCCUCAAGGCGCCACACGGCUUCAGCUGCUCUCUCCUGCCUCAGCCAUUGCUGCCCACGUCAGACAAGGCUCAGUAUCUGGCAGCCCUGGCGUCAUGGGUGACCAUUCUAAGAAUUAUGGGAGAUUUACCUGACGUCGACACAGGAAACAGACUCAUUGUUGCUGGGGCCAAGACGCCAUUAACAACCAAGUUAAAAAUUUGUUUUAAAGUCAAGUACACCAAGAAAGACAUUGAUGACGCACACAGGAAAUAUUCAGAUUUGUUCAAGGAUCCAGCAGGCUCUGACAGUACCAAUAUCCCGUUUCUUUCUGCCACGGCAGACACCAUGUUGGAGAAGAUUCAACUCGUUUGUGCUAUAGGCAUCUACAAGCCUGCGUUAAGAGAUGAGCUGUAUUGCCAACUGUGUAAACAACUGACCAACAACCCAUCAAGGAACAGUGUGGUCCGAGGCUGGGUACUCAUGUCCUUGUUUGCUGGUAGUUUCAUACCUUCUGAGAAGUUUGCUCCGUGCCUGUCAAAUUUCCUUGCUGAAGGUCCAGUAGAGUUUGCUGAGAAAGUUGACUGGCUGUUGAGAAGAACCUGUACAGUUGGCACCAGAGGUUACCCACCUAGUUGGCUGGAGUUUCAGGCUGCCAAGAACGGGAAACCAUUGCUGGUUCCAGUGAGUUUCAUGAGUGGACAUCGGAUAUUGUGUGAAGUUGAUGCUGCCAUGACAGUAGCAGAAGUUAUCCGGCACAUCAGUGAAAGGCUGGGUCUUCAGGAGCUAACUGGAUACUCACUGUACAUUUCAUUACAUACAAAGAUCUCAUGUCUGGGCAAUGGGCAGCAUCGUAUAAUGGAUGCCAUCUCUGAGAGUGAGCAGUUCACCAAGCAGAUGGGUGUCAGAGAGAGCAACGCAAUCUGGCGACUUUUUUUUAGACUCGAGUACUUUAGCUCUUGGUUUAGUCCAGAAGAAGAUUUGGUCAGCACAGAACUAGUUUACCAGCAAGUUAAGAGAGGAAUUACAAUGUCAGAAUACAGACUAGACACUGAGGAGAUGAUUCUGAGUGUUGCUGCUAAAAUCUUCUACAUCGAGAACCCUGAGGAUGUUAACUUUACAAAUUUGGAAACCUUUAUCAGUACCUUUAUACCAGAGACCAUUUUAGAGCGGAGACCCAAGGACUACUACCCAGAUAAAGUAAAAGCAAUGUUUUAUGAACUAAAACUGGACAAAGAAAAACCAACUGAGAAUUCUUUGAAGUCAGAACUGGUGAAAUUAGCCAUGGAGAAUUUCUUCAUCCUGUUCUCAAGAUAUUACGAUGUGACAAAAGUUGUUGGGACAAAUAUCCAGUUAAAUGAAGUUGUUGUUGGUGUCAACAAUAAAGGCAUCUAUGUGGUAGAUGAUGUGGACAAACUACGGCUGCAUAUUGAGUUCUGUGAGAUUGUUGAUGUUAUCAAAUCAAAGCACCAUUUGACUAUAGCUAUCGCCAAUCAAGACAACUAUAUGUUCAGCACACAUCACUCAGAUGAUUUCUACAAUUUGGUGACCAAGUUUAUUGAAGAGCUGACAAAAAGAUCAACAAUUGCCAUAGCCAAGGAAGAUAUAACACCACUGGAUGGGCCAGCAGAUUCUAAUAUUAUCAAAGGAGAUGUUUUAGAAUUGAGUCAAAAUUUGGUAGAUCUUGGUGACGCUGAAAAUCUCACUGUGUUGUGUACCAGGACCAAAAAACCCAAUGAUGUGCCAGUUAGGCUAUGCUACAUCCUGGCAACUGUAGUCAAACCAUCAGAUGAUCUUUUGAGUCGUUUAAAAGCCCAUGUGAACAAGCAGUCUGGUACCUUAUUAAACCAGGAGUUAAAGCAAUGUUCUAGUUUGCAGCAGUAUGCUAAAGUUUUUUUCAGGCCUUCAAAUGACAAUGCAGUGACAAAGUUUCUUAGCAAAGCUUCCAUCAAGAAAAAAGAUAAUGAUGCCCUCUGGAGUUAUAGCAAGGAUGGAUUGAAGAAACCACUUCUAAAGAGGACAUGUAACAGAGAGGAUGUACGCAAAGUGGCUACACAUUGCUUUGCAUCUCUCCAAACUUACAUGAGUAACCCUGUAUUCAAUGAUGAGAUUGCUAGUUUUAACCUCUGCACUGAAUGGAUUCUCAACCCAGCAAGGAGAAAUAAAUACCUUAGAGAAGAAAUAUACUGCCAAAUUAUCAAGCAGCUGACCAAUAACCCAGAUAAGUCACAGUCAGACAGAGGCUGGGUGGUUCUCACAUUGUUAACAUCCAUGAUACCCCCAAGUUAUGAACUGUUUGAACAUUGCUUGGCAUUUUUGAAAGGAUCAUCUCACCCACUGGCUAAAAUGGCAGAAAAUAACCUCAAGCUUAAGAAGCAGCAUUGUGGCAAUAGACUUUAUUCCUCCCAUUUCUUGGAACAUGAAAUGGUUAUCAAACAACAACCAAAUGUUAGAAUUCAACUGUUUUUACCAAACCACAGUACACAAACACUUGAAAUAGCAAGCCAUACACGCAUCUAUGAGAUCAAGAAAGAUGUUGUGGCACGGCUUCAUCUCAAGUCAUUCCAAGAAUACAGUUUAUUUUUUAGCUCAAGUGACAAAGUGCAUUGUUUACCUGACCGAGCUUUUUACUUUGAUUGCCUGUCACAUGCAGAAAUUUUCUGGUACAAGCAGUCCAGAAAAAGUCAGUCUGGAACAAAACAAAGUCAUCCUAUGUUGGUAAUGCUAAAAAAAAUUUGGGUGAAUGGUCAACCUGGUAUAGAUCAAGUUGCAGACCAGAUUUUUCACUAUGGACAGGAAAUGCCUAACUAUCUCAGAGGCUAUCAUCAAAUGCCAGACAGUACAGUCAUUAAACUAGCAGCUUUAUGUUACCGCAGUCAGUUUGGGGAUGAUGCAAGCCAUUUCACAAAGUUUGGCACUGUUGCUACUCAAAUAUUUCCAAAGAAUUUUUUGACAAGUAAAGCUGGCUCAGAUAUUCAAAAAGAUGUUGUAAAGCAGUAUCAAAAUCACCCAAAAAUGUCUUUACAAGAAGCUAAAUCUGCAUUUUUACAAGAAUUGUCUCAACUUAGUACUUAUGGUUCAGUGUUUUUUGAGGUCAAGCAAAGACAUGCACAGACUUUACCUAAACACUGUUUAAUAGCCAUAAAUUACUCUGGCGUCCACAUUAUUGAUGCUAAUACAAGAUCCUUGCAUAAAACCUACAACUUUGAUAUAAUCCCAAACUGGGCAUAUGAUGAAAAUUCCUUUACGCUUAUUGUUGGAGAGGGCAACAGUACGAUAAAACUCUUUAUGGAAACUAAAGUGGGUCAUAAUAUGGAUGAUCUUCUUAUGUCUUAUAUUGGAUGGAUCAUGAACUAUCAGAUGCGCAAAAAAUAUGGAAGCUUGGGUGAAACAUCAGGAGAAAGUAUCUGCUAAUUGUGGACUAAGUGCACUAGAAGAAAGUAUCUGCUAAUUGUGGAAUAAAUGCACUAGAAGAAAGUAUCUGCUAAUUGUGGGCUAAGUGCACUAGAAGAAAGUAUCUGCUAAUUGUGGGCUAAGUGCACUAGAAGAAAGUAUCUGCUAAUUGUGGGC
Molecule: messenger RNA, 4053 nt
Organism: Physella acuta
Lineage: Eukaryota; Metazoa; Mollusca; Gastropoda; Physidae
Product: myosin-VIIa
Cellular component (GO): cytoskeleton
Source: RefSeq, a predicted model, not a curated record